UCUCUGGAUACAUCGAUCGACACUACCACCAUGGCCAUCACCCAACGGAAUUCCGGCUCCUCUGCCUCGGACGCCGCCCGCGCUGAGAAGGGUGCUGAUUUUGGCAAGGGUUAUGAAGCUGGUGUCCACGCGGAGCCUCAUGUCGACGCUGAUGGUGUGGUCGAAUAUGCCGACAACCAGCAUCUGCACCGCGGUCUCAAGUCCAGGCACAUUUCCAUGAUUGCCAUUGGAGGUGCCAUCGGAACUGGUCUCAUCGUUGGAACUGGCAAGGCUUUGGCCCAAUCUGGUCCUGCCUCCAUCCUCAUCUCGUACACGCUAGUCGGUCUCUUGGUCUACAUCGUCAUGUGCGGUCUGGGCGAGAUGGCUGCUUGGCUUCCCCACGCCUCCGGUUUCUCGGGUUAUGCCGCCCGUUUCUGCGAUCCUGCCCUCGGUUUUGCCCUCGGAUGGACCUACUGGUGCAAGUACAUCAUCACGACCCCCAAUCAGCUUACUGCCACCGCUCUCAUCAUCUCCAAAUGGGCCCCGGCGAGCAAAGUAAACCCCGGAAUAUGGAUUGCUGUGUUCUUGGUCGUCAUCUGCGCCGUCAACUACUUCGGAAUCAAGUUCUUUGGUGAGCUCGAGUUUUGGCUUAGUUCUUUCAAGGUCGUGGUCAUUGUGGGCGUUAUUCUCCUGUCUUUCCUCCUUGCCGUCGGCGUUGGCCCCCAAGGUGCCACCGGAUUCAAAUACUACAACGAUCCCGGAGCUUUUGCGCCUUUGCCUACUAAAGCCGUCGGUACGACCGCCCAAUUCGCUGGAUUCUGGUCUUCGUUCGUCAACGCCGUUUUCGCUUACUUGGGUACCGAACUUAUCGGUGUAACGGUCGGCGAGGCUCAGAACCCCCGCAAGACGAUUCCUCGCGCCAUCAAGCUCACUUUCUACCGCAUCUUGUUCUUCUACGUGCUGAGCGUCUUCUUCUUGGGCAUGUUGAUCCCCUACAACCACGAGGAUCUUCUCAAAGCCAACAAGAAGUCCACCAGUGCCGAUGCCUCGCCCUUUGUGCUUGCUAUCAAGAUUGCCGGAAUCAAGUAUCUCGACCACAUCCUCAAUGCAUGCAUCUUGCUCUUCACCUUCAGUGCCUCCAACUCGGAUUUGUACAUUGCCUCGCGUACCAUGUACGGUCUCGCUGAGCGUGGCCACGCCCCCAAGAUUUUCCGCUGGACUGACAAGCGCGGUGUCCCAGUCCCUGCCCUGGCCAUCUCGGCUAUUUUCUGCUGCAGUGCUUUCAUGAACGCUGCCAGUGAUUCUGCCCAGGUUUUCACCUACUUUGUCAACCUGACCACCAUCUUCGGCCUCAUGGCAUGGAUCUCGCUGCUCGUCACCCACAUUUAUUUCGUGCGCGCGCGUCGUGCCCAAGGCAUCACUGACGAAAUGAUGCCCUAUGUUGCACCUGCUGGCAUGUGGGGCUCAAUCAUUGCGCUCUUCUUUUGCUGCCUCAUUGCCGUCACCAAGAACUUUAACGUCUUCAUCAAGGGCUCCUACGGCAACUUUGAUUACAAGAACUUCAUCACCGGUUACCUCGGUAUCCCCGUCUACCUCUUCUGCAUCAUCGGCUACAAGAUCGUCACGCGCUGCAAGGGCGUCAAGCCCCACGAGGCUGAUUUCUACACGGGCAAGGACGAGAUCGACCGCGAAGAGGAGGCCUUCCUGGCAGCGCAAGCCGCCAAAGAAGCCGUCAACCCCAAGAGCAACUUCUACAAGAAGUAUGUCUCUUGGUUGUUCUAGAUAUCGUCUACAUAUACCCUGUUUGUGCUGUUUCUGUGGGGCCGCUUCCUCUCCAUCAUUUGCGUCUCCUCGAGUAUCUAUAUAACAACCUUUUUCUCUGCCCUCGGUCCUAUAACGGGGUUCACGGCGGAGAAUGGUUGGUUAUGAGUGAGGGUGGAUGUAGUGAACAAUGCAUGAUAGAUACCAAAGCAUAGCCAAAUACCACGAGUUUAAUGAUCUGCUCUUUUUUCUUCGCCGUGAAAUAUGUCGUUUGUUAUCUUCUUCCACCAGAGUAUUUUGCCAUCCGCGAGUAUUCAGCUUGCCACACCCCAUUUCCCAAGAAUAUCACUUCAUACAAUCUUGGAAAUGGUCCUACGUGUUCUUCGCUUUCGCUCCUAUGUACCUAGUCUCGUUUUCCAUUCCCGGUCACCGGACAACCAGCAUCAUCAUAAACCGCCCCGCGCUAACGCCCAACGCCUGAGCCUAACCUAACUUACCCCCCUUCCCCCCCCGCCAACGCUGACCUGAAAGCAACAAUAAAUAAACCUUCCUCACCGGGGCGCACACGGUGAACGACACCGCAAGGCAAAACGAGAUUUUCUUUCUUUCCGUCGGUGAGCGCCGGUGUCUGUUUUGUUGUCGGACAUGGCCGAGUCGCUCUUUUUCCCCAUCGUUUUGUUUGUUUGUCUGCCUUGUGCUGGGAGGGGGUGGGACGAAUCGAUAUGGUAGAGGAAUUAGAUUAAAUUGGGAGGGAAGGAGAGGUUUUCUGUACGCCCUGAGAUGCCGACUUUCCCAGAGUGCUGUGGGAGGACGUGGAUGGAAUGUCUCUCUAUUUUCUCUGGGGUUUAUUCUUGUUUGUGUGUGCGUUUACUUUCUUAACGCGAGUGUUCUUUUUUCCCGCUCAUGUAUUGCUCAACUCUCUCACUCUCCUCGAUCCAUCUCGCUCCUCCCUCCCACGCUGAACAACAGCCGGGAUUCAAGACGAGCUAA
Molecule: messenger RNA, 2730 nt
Organism: Periconia digitata
Lineage: Eukaryota; Fungi; Ascomycota; Dothideomycetes; Pleosporales; Periconiaceae
Source: the annotation of a GenBank genome assembly